GCACAGUCUCUCACAGGUGGCCCGCCUGGCGGUCGCUUCGCUCACCACACCACACACUCAAUCCUCAUUCAGAAUGUCUCGCUUCUCCAAGCUGGGUCUGUUGCUGGCGGCUCUCUACCUGGUGCAGGUCUGCCAUGGACACGCACGGACGUAUACCCGGUGCCAGCUGUCCAGGGAACUGCUCCGAUACAACUUCCCUAGGAGCCUCAUCCCUAACUGGGUGUGCCUGAUCGAGCACACGAGUUCCCGGACAACAGACAAAGUCACCAAUCAUGUCAACAACUACACCAGUUACGGACUGUUUCAGAUAAACAAUAAGGACUGGUGCAAAAAGGGCAGAAAAGGCGGCCAUUGCAACAUGAAAUGUGAAGACCUCCUCAACGAAGACUUGGCAGACGACGUCCGAUGCGCCAAGAGAGUCUACGACCGAGUGGGCUUCAACGCCUGGCCUUCCUACUCGUACUGCAAGGAGAAGUCCUUGCCAGAUCUAUCUAGGUGCUAGAAACCGAAUUUAGAACAGCAAUAGCACAUAAACUACGAGUAGCAAGCUAUAGAUCGUUCCAUCUAC
Molecule: messenger RNA, 568 nt
Organism: Ostrinia nubilalis (European corn borer)
Lineage: Eukaryota; Metazoa; Arthropoda; Insecta; Lepidoptera; Crambidae
Gene: Llp1
Product: lysozyme
Exons: 5
Coding region: 74-502 (142 amino acids)
Molecular function (GO): lysozyme activity
Source: RefSeq, a predicted model, not a curated record